UGGUGUGCCACUCUGCCAGCCAGUGGCCGGCUUCUUGGGACAGACAGCCUCGGCGGCGUUGAUCAAGUCUCACAGAUACAUGGUAACCGUACCAGUCGGAAGGACAAUUCGGGGUGCAAUCGACACAGCGGUAUCAUCGGCACUUAACAUCACGUCGCUUCUCUCGGUUGUCAUGGCCAGUGUAACUGACUACCUGCCUACCUACCUACGCAAUACCUUACACUGUCUUCCGGCCGACGGAAUACCACAAGGACCAGGACUGACAGCGAUGGACCUUGAUAGACGUCGUGUCCAGCCACGCGAGAACCGCCAAUGGCCGCCGUUUGGCCCAGCCCGUGACAGUCGUUUUUUUAGCUCCCGCAUCCGCACAGAUGUGUGUGUGUCGUGGACUUAUGCCCCGUUCCUAUUCUGUCUCGCCUUUCUCAGCUUCCUUAUUUUACGACUCUUGCUCAUAGCUUAUUCAGACGACGAGCCGAACCUAAGGAUGUUGUUUGCUCUUGCUUUCAUGCGCCUGACUCGUACGCUGCGAAUGCGACGGGGCGUGGCCCUUGGUGUGCUCGAGCCUCCUUGGAUGUCAACCUCAACUCGGACUGAUGCCCAGCAAAAGAGUCUGGAGGCACACUCAGGCACUACAGAAGAAUGAACUGCUUGGACCAAGGUUUUUCAGGGUCCCACAAAGCCCACGUUUUCGAACUCUUUACCAUCUGCGAUGCACUGCGAUGCAGGAAGAAGCCCCGAGUGCCAUAAU
This is a messenger RNA of Colletotrichum acutatum, 748 nucleotides long. RefSeq lists its product as uncharacterized. Lineage: Eukaryota; Fungi; Ascomycota; Sordariomycetes; Glomerellales; Glomerellaceae. The coding region runs from base 80 to 643 and encodes 187 amino acids. The transcript has 2 exons. The record is from RefSeq and is a predicted model, not a curated record.